Messenger RNA from Siniperca chuatsi (mandarin fish), 554 nucleotides. RefSeq lists its product as uncharacterized. The record is from RefSeq and is a predicted model, not a curated record. The coding region runs from base 118 to 351 and encodes 77 amino acids. The transcript is spliced from 3 exons. Lineage: Eukaryota; Metazoa; Chordata; Actinopteri; Centrarchiformes; Sinipercidae.
UUCACUGUUGUGUGUGUGUGUGUGUGUGUGUGUGUGUGUGUGUGUGUCAGCAGAGCAUAAAAGUCCAGCUUUGUUCUUCUCGUCAGUUUUUGCUGCUUGUUGAGUGAAACCAGAAACAUGAAGGGUUACCUGCUGCUGCUGCUGCUGCUGCCGCUCUGCUCAGCUAAGCAGUUUUCCAUCAAGUGUUACGCUGAGGACUUCCUGAUGGUCAACAACCUGCUGCUGGAUUGCGCCGGCAAAGUCCAACAGGCCUGCUACACGAGAGAUAGCGGAGAAAAAGGCUGCACUCCACUGGAGAACUGCUCUCGACCCGGUUGGACCUGCUGCCACACCAACCUCUGCAACGCCUGAGCCAAUCAGAGCCCAGGAAACACUGACAUCAUCAAACCACAUGAUGUUAAAUAAACUUGUGAGGGAGAUUUCCCAGAAUGCAGUGUGGCAUUUAUCUGAGUUCAGUGUGUAAACAUGAAUAUUUACAGUCGGUCAGUUUCUGGACUUUGAAUCGUGUGUCAUUUUUGUUUCUGUGGAUUUAAAUAAACAAAGUAACAUCCUGA